CUUGUCUAGGUUUGCUAAUCGCUAAGCCACGUGAUUAAGUGGGCGGAGCGAUCAUCGUCCAGGCGUCAUGUCAAUUAGGGCAUUGCAGUGAUCAGAUAUAUAUAUAUAUAUAUAUAUAUAGUCAACGUCGGGCUAUCAUUUGAUAUCGACUACGCUGAAAUGCGGCAACGUUUUGAAGUCACUAUUGUGGUGAUGUUGGUCGGUGUGUUGGGCUGCCACGCUUCGCAUUUCAGGGGAGGGAGCAUUUUUUGGAAACAAAGCCAGAGGGGUGACACGAUCGAUAUCGAAUACCGCGAGUCCUGGAGGAGGACCUCCCAGACCCCCGAAUGUAAUGAGACAACAAUCUCACUGGGCCUCAACAGUUCCGCAGAGGGAAGGCUCCGGGAGUUAUCCACGUACAGUACACUUAGUUAUAACCACCCAUAUGAAGUUCUCUUUUCGGAUAACUUUUCUUACGUCUGCACCGACUACAGCCUGUCGGAAGACUGGCAAACCGGUCGUGGCCACAUCGAUUUCCCUUUCAAUAUAUCAAGAGGAAAAUCAUUUUAUACUCUAGAAUUCGCCUCAUGCUGUUGGAUUGACACGUUGGUUUAUGGCAAUGGUUCGAAUUGGGCGUUAAGGAUCACCAUGGAUACUCGAGUGCGCGCGGACACCGGGAGAAUGAACGCAUCACCGCGUGUUGAUUUCCCUCCCAUCGUCCGAGUGCAGUAUGGUUGUAACCACACCAUUAAUAUACCGAAGGGAGACGAAGACAACGACGAAGUCCGCUGUAGAUGGGCAACCCGAGAGGAGAGCGCGGGGGUGUACAGGUCAUUCCCGAACGCUGUCUUAGACGAGAGUAACUGCAGCAUAACGUACGCGGCAAACUAUCAGCUGGGCUGGUACCCGGUCGCCAUACAGAUAGAAGAUUUCACUUUAAACUCACCCAACAGCCCUCUGAGCAGCAUUCCUCUGCAGUUUCUAGUGUCCGUUGAAGACAAGAACGCAAGUUGCAACGUUACCGAAAAAGAACGCCCGAAAUUCGUAAAUUUCACCCUUCCCGAUAAGGCGUGCAUCGGGGUCAUGACCGAUACUGAUUUCUUGUCCGAUAUCUACAUUCAGAGUGGGUCAAACAGCAGCAUAUCGGAAGUGAAUACGGUCUCCCCGAUCGGACUGGUCAAGUCCAGUCUCCAGCGGUCAAACCAGACCGGACACUGGCACAUCAGCGUCCAGUGGAACCCGAACACCUCCAACUCCAUCAACAACGUGUUCUGUUUCACCGCCGUGGACGACAAUGGGUUGUCCAGUGACCAAAGGUGCAUAACUCUGCUAGCUGGAGUUCCAGCCGCCGAAAUUAUACGCGGUUCACAGAUGCCUGCAAUAACACAAGUUCCAAAGACGCAGACCGUUUGGUCCGUGGAAUUUAACAGACCAGAUAAGCCCGCCGCACGGUCUGCAUACAUCUACCUUUACUUAUCAAAUGGGACCUUAGUUGAGGCAAUCAAUGUUCUGACGUCACCUGGCGUGACAUACACCUUCGUUAACAACCGCACGCGCAUUCACUUCACGACGUCAUCAUCCCUUCUACCCGGCCAAGGGUAUUAUUUUCUAUUCGGACAAGGUCUAGUGCAGGGCACAGAAUACUGCGGUGCUGAGUCAAAGCCUGUGCUGGAUCCGUUCUUCUGGCGUUUCACUGUCAAUCCAGAGGCAACAAUUUCUAUUGAACAUGUGAGCUGUUUUGAAGGACCAACUCCUAUAGCAUGCAAAGAAGGACUUUUCAAUUGCACCGGUAUGGGUAACGAAUCCUGGUCAUUCACCAGCCCCUGUAACCAGAUUAACAAACUGCACAAUCAGCUGAAAUUCUCCUACCCAGGGGCUCAGAACAAGUUCAUUCUGUGUGACCUGUCCGGGAAAACAUAUGUGGGACACUGUCCUCCAGGCGAGAUAUUCUACGAACAGUGUUCCACGUGUAGCACCAUUGGCAUCACACCAUGUUGAUUCAAUAUUUAUUUACUCAAUGGAGUUUAAAUUGCCCAUUAGUGUCCACGAUUAUCAUGUUUUAUUGCUUUCGUACAUAUACGUAAAUCACGUUAUUCGGAAAGGGGCCAUAUGCGGCCAGCGUACGCUUAUGAGGCCACGUAAACUUGCGGACAGGGAAGCUCUUGACUAGACGCCGCAGCUGCGUAGGCUUGUCUGGAGCCAUGCUGGCUGCAUGAAGCAUAAGACCAAUCUUUGAAUGACCCGGGCUACAUAUUCGAAUGUACUCCAGCAAAUAUAGUUUGAAGCGUUUCUCUUCAUUAUUUUUCUCGCGCAGCCCCUUGUCAUGUGUGUGUUAAAUGUCUAUCGGAUUAAAACGUUAUUUUAA
Dreissena polymorpha is the source of this 2344-nucleotide messenger RNA. RefSeq lists its product as uncharacterized. The coding region runs from base 160 to 1977 and encodes 605 amino acids. Gene Ontology annotation, molecular function: chitin binding. NCBI's taxonomy places the organism in Eukaryota, Metazoa, Mollusca, Bivalvia, Myida, Dreissenidae. Gene Ontology annotation, cellular component: extracellular region. The transcript is spliced from 15 exons. The record is from RefSeq and is a predicted model, not a curated record.